AUGGCUAGUUCUUCUUCUUCUUCACCUAUUAGAAGACUCUAUCUUAUUCUUUACAAUUGGACUGUUUUAUUUGGAUGGCUUCAAGUUCUGUAUCUGUCUUUGAAAACAUUGAAGGAAUUGGGUCAUGAACAUGUUUACACUGCAGCUGAAAAACCCUUGCUUUUUGCUCAAACCGCUGCUGUAUUAGAGGUUCUUCAUGGUUUAGUGGGGCUUGUGAGGUCUCCAAUAACAGCAACAUUGCCUCAGAUUGGUUCAAGGCUGUUUCUGGUAUGGGGUAUCUUGUGGAGCUUUCCUGAGACUCGAACUCAUGUUCUUGUGAGCUCCCUACUAAUCAGCUGGUCUAUCACUGAGAUUAUUCGCUAUUCUUUCUUCGGAUUUAAAGAGGCUUUUGGAUUCACCCCAUCCUGGCUUUUGUGGCUUAGAUAUAGCACAUUCUUACUUUUGUACCCAACCGGCAUAAGCAGCGAAGUUGGUUUGAUAUACAUUGCAUUGCCAUUCAUUAAGGCAUCUGAGAAGUAUUGCAUAAGAAUGCCUAAUACAUGGAACUCUUCAUUCGAUUUCUUUUACAUCGCAAUUCUUGCGUUGGCAAUCUACGUUCCAGGUAGUCCUCACAUGUACUCAUACAUGCUUGCGCAGAGGAAGAAAGCGCUCGCCAAAUCGAAGACGGAGUAG
This is a messenger RNA of Lathyrus sativus (Indian pea), 672 nucleotides long. The record is from the annotation of a GenBank genome assembly. Lineage: Eukaryota; Viridiplantae; Streptophyta; Magnoliopsida; Fabales; Fabaceae.